AUCGUAGCAACAGUAACUAGGGGUUACGUGAUGGUGUCACGUCGUUAAACACUAAACACUGCGUCAUGGGGCGAUAGACAACAUCAGGACUGCGAGGUCUUGUGCUUCAUUUGUUUUGUACAGAAUGCAAAACGGACCAAAAAGAUCGGGACUGACACAAUGUGCGAGAGAGAACCUUACUUCCACUUAGAGUUUGUCAACGACAUCCUUCUGAGAAGGUACUCCUUGGAGACCUCCUCUUCAUACGAUGGUGUCCCUUUCCCAAGAGAGUGGAAAGCAAAAGUGGUUGUGUGGUCUGACCUGUCAGUUGAUGAUGUUGAUCGACUUAACGAGUCUCUCAGUGUUGACCACGUCAAGCAGGUUCUGGCAGACAUUUUUCACCUGGACUCAUGGCAAGAAGACCCCAGGCAAGCUAUUGUAAUGGACUUAUACUACUACACCCUACAAUUUGCCCAAGACAACAACUUCAACCGUGAGAAGACCUCAACCUUCUUCUCCAUCAUCAAAAAUAUUCACAGUGCCUGUGUUGAAACUCCUUUUGGGAACCUUGAGCACACCUUUCGCUACUUUAAAGAUCUCAUUUUGUGCCACUCUGUUAAUCGUCCACCUUUUAGUAUUGAGCUGUUCAAUGCAGAGGAAAUACAAAAGAUCUCAGAGUAUACGAUCAAUACCUACUUCAGGCACUUCAAGAUGUACAAAUAUGCAUUUACUCCAGUGGUGCGGCUAGAUUUGGCCAUUACCUACCAAGGUGUCCCAGUCAGUCCUCGACCAUCUGUAGGAGAUGAGUUGACAACAGAAGGAACUGAGGUUUCCCCAGAAGAUGAGCAGACAGCAGAACACAAACCAAAGGAGGGUGAGGAGACACCUGCCGAUGACGUUAACGAUCAAACUGACAAUGAAGAGGAGUCUGGUGCCCGGAAGGAGCUUCGAGCUAUGAUACAGACCUAUCUUGCAGAGGAGAUUAAAAAGGUCAAGGCCACUGUAGAGCAACAGCUUAAAGCUACAGAAGACAGCGUGAACAGAAAACUGGAGGACGACAACCAAGCCAGAAGCGGAAGACGGGAUUCUCUCAAGAAGAAGAAAUGAAUCUCAGCUGUUUGGGUGGGGAUAAGUUUUCUCAGAUUCUUUGACAUGCUUGUUCAUUUGAUGGACAUUUGGAUCUGGGAGAAUGGUAUUGCAGCAUGCAGACAAAAGGCAAAAGAAUCCAAAGAUGAAGGUGAAAAUUUAUGAUAAAAUAAUUCUUAGUAUAUCAGUCCUGCAUUAUCAUAUGCAUACAGAGAGUUUUUUGUAUACUUUUUUCAAGAGACACUGCACUUGAUGCAUUCACAGCACCAAGUAUGUAAAUUCAUAAACUAAUUUGUUGUUAUGCUGUUAGCAACAGCAGUAUUAAAAAAUGGAAAAAAAA
Molecule: messenger RNA, 1405 nt
Organism: Pomacea canaliculata
Lineage: Eukaryota; Metazoa; Mollusca; Gastropoda; Architaenioglossa; Ampullariidae
Product: coiled-coil domain-containing protein 189-like
Exons: 9
Coding region: 160-1086 (308 amino acids)
Source: RefSeq, a predicted model, not a curated record